Schistosoma mattheei is the source of this 1188-nucleotide messenger RNA. Lineage: Eukaryota; Metazoa; Platyhelminthes; Trematoda; Strigeidida; Schistosomatidae. The record is from the annotation of a GenBank genome assembly.
AUGCGAAUCUUCGCUGUCGUCAGUUUAACAUUACCUAAAAAGCUUUUGAAUUUGAACGUUACUUUAAUGAGUAUCCCUGAAUCCCAAGCCAAACACCUUAUUACACUAUACUUUAACCAGCUUAUCCAUGGUUGUCGUAAUGUAGAUUGUCAAAAUAGAAACUGUGCAUCUUCAGUCAAUUUUGCGCAUUCGGGUAUUACACCAAAUCAAGCGGCUGCUCUAGCAAUCGAAUUAACGGUCAGUCGUGCUGAUCUCUGUUUAUCUACUAAUGCAAUCUUAUCAUCUGGAAUGAACAAUCCAUCAACUUCACGUUCUGUGGAACCUGAAAUUAACAGUGAUGACAACGGUGGUGAGACGUCGAACGGAAUCAACGAAGUGUCUAGUUACCAUCCUCAAGAGCCUUCAAGUCUUCAAACGACUUCUAUUCCUUCAUCACAACAGCUUGUUGCUAAUUCGGAUACCAUAACAUCAGGUCCUGAUGAAGAUUCAUUUCAUUCUCUGAUGACGCCCGCUGAAGUUACUCGGUUAAUCAUGUUUCUGUUUGAUGCUUCGGAAAAUGACGAAAUCAGUUCUUCCCAGCUAAGCGAGCCAGCUUCUGGAAUUAUUGCAGAGGACUACUCGGCGGACCAUGAUAACUCUCUGACUUCCGCUUUUCGUAGUCGCAAUCCUCUGUUUGGAACAUCUAGGCCAUCUAGUUCGAGCUCUGAUACUUUGAAAGCCCUCAAAGGACCAACAAGCCAAAAUAACCAUACAACUCCAUCACUGAAUACAUCUGUCGAACGUGAAUCCCGUAAAACUGGUUUGUCGUUAACUGAAUUACAGAAAGCUAUUGAAAUGGGGAGGAAAAAUGGAGAGUGGUCCUGUCUUAUAAGUUUAUUAAAUUCAGUUUUCAGUUCGUAUGAUGCAUUAUCAAGUAGCUUCUUACAUGAAUUAUGUGGGGUUAAAUCAGGGAAGCAAUCCAUAAAGGAUAAAAAAGCUACAGACGUCUCAGACUCAUCACUGUGUUGCACCAGUGCCAAAACUCUAAAAGAUUACAAUGAAGUUAUUCCGCCAACUGUAAAUAAUUCUGAUGGCUCGGUUGACAACAUAAUAGAAUCUUCUUGGGUCGAAGGUAUGACUAGUAUCUCAACAGAUUUUCCUGUUUAUCAAAAUGAUGUAGAAAUGAAUGAUCAACAAGUGAACACUUGA